AUGGUUUCUCUAUCGUCGUCGAGGUCCCAUAACCGCUACCAUGUCCGUUCCAUUAGCUUCCCUGGCAGGUCACAUCCUAGCACAAUCAAGAUUGAACAAGUGCUGAACAAGAUCAAGACUUGGGAGGCAUCAUCUUCUUCUUCAAAGGCAGAAAAGGUCUACAAGGUUCUUCCUGGCCUUGUGGAAUUGUAUGAGUGCAUAGAAGAACUUCUUGCACUGCCCAUCACUCAAAGGGAUCUUCUCCAGCAUCACCAACAUGAAAAUCUGGUCAAUGAGUUGCUGGAAAGAUCUGUAAGAUUCAUUGAUAUCUGCAGCAAUGCAAGAGAAACAGUCAUGAUGUCCAAAGAAGCCAUCCGGGAACUCCAGUCGGCCCUUAGGCGAAGCAAGGCAGGAGAUCAUCUGAACAUUGAGAGUGGGGUUGCUGCUUAUGCCUGCUCCAGAAGGAAGAUACAGAAGGAAAUCGAGAAGUCCCUCGCGAUGUUAAAGCAGAUAGAAAGCUGCAGAAUGGUUUCCAAUUCAGAUUCUCUCAUAGUUGGAGUCCUCACAGAGGCAAGCCUUGUCUCCAUUUCUACAUUCCAAUCCCUGCUACUGUUUCUUUCAGUGCCAAUCCUGAAACCAAAGCCUAGUAGAUGGUCAUUGGUCUCCAAGCUGGUGCAGAAAGGCGCAUUAUUGGCCAAUGAUCAGGCAAAAAGGGACAGCCUUAGUGAUCUGGAGAAAGUAGAUAUCGCGCUGAACGAUUUGCUUCUCAAUAACCAUGGCAAACAAGAAGAAGCAGAAAAGCUUGAAUUGGCACAAAGCAGGCUGGAGACUCUGGACACUAGCAAUGAAAUUCUUGAAAAUGGGUUGGAGCAUUUGUUCAAACACUUGAUCCGCACAAGAGUGUCUCUCCUAAACAAUCUUUCUGAUUAG
Molecule: messenger RNA, 909 nt
Organism: Ipomoea nil (Japanese morning glory)
Lineage: Eukaryota; Viridiplantae; Streptophyta; Magnoliopsida; Solanales; Convolvulaceae
Exons: 1
Coding region: 1-909 (302 amino acids)
Biological process (GO): root development; shoot system development
Source: RefSeq, a predicted model, not a curated record